AUGCCGUCCGUUGAUACCUACUUUCUCCUGCCUACUCCCUAUGCACCGAACAGUCAGCUUCCAGUCCUCCACUACCGGAACGUCCUUCCUUCUCCUCUAACUGAGGAAACUGUAACUCGGUUUCUGACGGCAAAUCAGUGGGAAAAGAGAGGAACUUGGGGUCACAUCCCCAUCCGCCACUUUCAUCCCAAUAGCCACGAGUGCUAUGGCAUAUUCCGCGGCUCCUCCAAACUCCUCCUUGGCGCGGGUGGCGGCGAUACAGCCGCCGGCCUCGAGCUCUCAGUUCAGGCUGGGGACGUGAUUGUCCUUCCAGCGGGCACUGCACACAGCUGCGUUGAGAGUAGUGAGAAUUAUCAAUAUAUUGGUGUUUAUCCUCAGGGCUGUCCACGGUGGAGAAAUGAGAUGGGAAACAGGCCGAUCGACCUGCCUUUGCUCCGCGAGGAAACAGAGAUGGUAGAAAUGCCCGAGGCAGACCCUGUUUAUGGGACUGGAGGGCCAUUGUUGGCGCUGUGGAAGAAGAAUUGCAAGGCAAAGCUAUAG
This is a messenger RNA of Aspergillus nidulans FGSC A4, 540 nucleotides long. RefSeq names its product cupin domain-containing protein. The transcript has 4 exons. Lineage: Eukaryota; Fungi; Ascomycota; Eurotiomycetes; Eurotiales; Aspergillaceae. Bases 1 to 540 code for a protein of 179 amino acids. The record is from RefSeq and is a predicted model, not a curated record.